ACCACGAGAUCAACCGUAAUAAGGCUACGCACACUGCCAGCCAUGUCCUACCUCUAAAACAAAAAAAUACCGUUGUUAGCAUUUUGAGGCAUACAGAAAGAGUAGUUUGCUCCUCUUUUCUAUGUACUGACUUUUUUUCUGAGACUAAAAACCAUCGCUUUUGUUUUGUUUUUUAACAACAAGGAGAGAACAUGUCUUCCCCUGCGCAGAAGAGAAGAUGUGGCGUUGAGCUGCUGAGCGCGCUGCUGCUGCUGCUCUCGCUCUCCGGUUGUUUAAGCAUGGAUGGGCUCGGGAACACUAGCAUCAAUGCACUGAAUGGAACAACUGUCAAAAUUCAAUGCACAUUCAACUCCUGUUAUAAGAUAGAUGUUACCAGGUUUUCCGUGAACUGGACCUAUCAACAACCACACAAUGAGACAGAGGAGAAGUUAAUGAAUUUCGACCAAAAAAAAGGAAUGGUGCCGCUGCACCCAGCAAAGUUUGCAAAUAGGGUCAUGUUUAUUGGGAACCUGGAAAAGAAUGAUCUGUCAAUCACCCUAUCAGAUGUUAACCUGGAAGAUGUGGGGAUAUACAACUGUUACGUGAAAAACCCCCCAGAUCGCACCCUGGGACAUGGUCGCAUAACGCUCAAUGUUGUCACUAAACUUCCACCUCCAAGGGAUUCAACAAUUGCAGUUGCAAUUGGGGCAUCAGUGGGCGGAGCAUUAGCUCUGAUAAUCCUUUCUAUGGUAGUAGUGAAAUGUCUUCGUCGACACCAAAAACAGGAACUGAUUUCAGAGGAGAAGAUGGAAGAGGAGGGAAAACUGGAGGCCGAAGGUGUGGCAGAGGAGGAAACCAAACAACCAUAACAGGGUCAGUUGACUGAACCAGUGGCCUGUGGAUCUGUCACCCCCAACACCUCCUCUGACAUGUACAUCCAUCUUCUGAAGAUCUAUAGUAACCAAUCAUUGUACUCUGAUACUUAUUUUGCAUGUGUUUGGAUGUGUGCCAGUGCACAAAAGUGUGCUUCCUUCUGUGUAUUCUGAGUGUGAAUUUUUGUGACUGUGUGAGAUAUCAUCUUCUUCCUUGAAAUAAGUCAGGGAACACAUUUCUGCAACCACUAAACACUUAUUACUUUAUCCACAGCUACAGUAUAUGAAUACAGCAUUCAAGGUUUCAUAAUAAGCAAUGGCAUUUUUACAGCACACAAUACAACAAAACAGGGCUGGGCGGUAUGACCUAAAAUCCCAUGGAUUAUUUUUAAUAUGGAUCAGUAAUAAUAUCACAGCAUCAGUUAUCUAAUUUAUCUAAUCUGUCAUAAUAGAAUGUGAUUUCAAAUUCAGUCCAGGGCUUGUGGUGUGUAUCUGUAUGCUCCACUGUCUCACGACAGCUACAGCCCAAUUUGAAAAUUUCUUUUUGGGUGAAAUGUUUAUGGUUUAUUAUAGUGUGAACCCAUUGCUUUAAAGCCAUGUUUUUCAGCUGUGUAUAUGGGCACCAUGUGGUAGUUGCAGCGUUAGCACACAAAUGCCCUGCCACAGCUAGUUUUUGCCAAAUGAUGUCUACUUGUGUCUGAGAUGGAAAGUAUUCUCAACCAUUUCAUAACGUGUUGAGGUUUUCCUAGUGAAAAUGCACUGCUCAAAAUAAAUCAAGGGAACACUAGAUCACACAUCAGAUCUUUAUUAAUGAAUUAAGUUGAACCCCUUUUCUAAUGUGCAUUGUAUAAUCUGUUCAGAACAAAAUGACUUAACAGUCAAUGGAAACCAAAUUCAACAACCCAUCGAGGGCUGUACUCAAAAUUACACUGAAAAUCAAAGUGAAAAAUUGAAAUCACAGGCUCAUCCAAGUUAGGGGAAUUUCAUCAUUGCAGCUCACAAUAUGACUCUGAAGUGUGUGUAACCCUUUUGCCACCCGGCUCGUUGUAGCAAGGAAGUGACUAGUUAGUAUAUACCCCUUCAAGCUCAAAUAACACCAAUUGGCAAAGGGACAUUCCAAUGUAUAACAACUUUGUCUAGGGUUCAGUAUGGUUCUCACCCUUAAAACACCAAUUAGAGAGACCCCAGAAAUGACAUUAAAUUAAAUAACCAGAAUAUGUACAUCCGGUACCUGUAAUUUACGGAUAAUUUUUCCAGAGACUGUUUCACAGUAUAUAAAUGAAAAACACACACCGAAUGCAGUUUAACUUUGUGUAUUAACUAAAAAACACAAAACACAGGUCACAGUUUUAUGCAACAAAUAAUAUUUCAACCCCACAGUCUACCUGGGUGCACCCUUAGAGUAGGAGAAGCACAGGUGCUGCUAUUCACAUUAACAGUGGCUCAUUCGGGUCCCAAUCUUACUGAGGAGCCAGACAGAGACAAUGUAAUAGUGAGCAGGCAUGCACAACACCGUGACCCUAAACCUGAAGCAGCUAAAUGGAAUUUAGCUAUCAUUUUAUUAUUCAUCCCUCUGCUUGUUCUGCUGUGACAUGUUAAAAUGUAUUCUGUGAAAAAGGCAGGUGAAAUAAUCGCUAUGUUUUGGAUUGGUCUAUUUUCUGUAUUUAUUUUUUCACCCACUGUUAGAAUGAAAAGAAUUUAGUCUAAAAAGGAAGUCAUAUGCCCAUGUUUUUACAAGACUUAAAUGAACAACUCAUGCAGUGAGUUAUGGUAAUGCUUUAAAAGCACUUUAUGUGAUUUUAUUUUUAAAAUGUGUUCUGUAUUAAUACAUAUAGCAUAUGCAGACCUUUAUACUUCUACUAUUUGGCAUUGCAGGUCACACUGUCCACCCCUAUGAUGGGAAAUUGUCCAUCCAGCCUGAUCUUGUAUAAUGGAAUGAUACAGUAUGUUAGUGUGCCUGAAUUGAGAGGUUGCUAGGGCAAGUACGGAUUGCAGUUCUAUCUUGUAGGAUUGUAAGCUUAUACAAUACUUUAAUUAUUUGUAGCUGCAGUGCGAUGUACAAUGGUUUGCCUAUACUGCAUAGGAAUGUGACAGUGUUGAGCCUUCCUCUCAGAAUUCUUCCAACAAUACAAAUAAAGCUAGCACUCGAUGAAGAGUAUGUGACUGGCUGAGAUAAAAUGAAGUCUAUUCUUGUUGACCACAUAAAGCCACAUUUAGACUUUUACAUCACUGCAUGUAUGGGAACAUGUGUGUCUGUCUUUCAGAGACAGUUGCAUUUAGAUUUGUGCGAAUGCUAACAUUCUAUCUAGGAGGCACUCAAAAAGCAAAGUAGUGUUGUAGUACUUGACAUCAGUCUUGGUUUUGAGAAGAGUCUCGAGACCACUUUUUGAAGAUCUUGGUCUCAUCUCGGAAUCGACCACGGCUCUGUCUGGGUCUUGGACAAUGAGAACUCGGAUUUUAUUUCAAGACCAGGAAAGACCACCAUUGUAGGAAAAGUGCCUGUGCAUUGUCUGUCUUAUUUACCAUUAGCAAGGUUUUCCCUACCAUAUAAACACUUAGAUGCAACGAGUGCUUUAAGCCGAAUGAACAUAAAAAAGGGUGACACAUCAGAACGAUGCAAAGACAAUGGUGAGAGUUUUAUGCUGACAGAGGUGGCUUAGUCUCAAACAGAUAUGUAGGUUGGCAACAGAAAUGACCUGCAAUCCACAAUCAUUGUUUGAAGUGUUUGUGUGACUGAUUGUGAAGCUAAUCAAACAACUGAUUGGAUAUUCCUCUGUAUUGUCGGGAGGGUAGUUACACCCAGAUUAGAUGAGCAUCUUAAUAAGGACAGCAGAAAAAAUAAAACAAAUAUGGCCUAGUUUACAGCUAAAGGAACUUGCUAACCUAGCUAGCAAAGAAGGUAGGCCCACUGAAUUAAACUGGUUAGCUUGGGAAGCUGGACUAUGGUAAAGUCUGAAUGAUAUUCACAGAUGCUAAGUUCCUGGAUCAAUAAGUCGUAGCAGAAUGUUGUUAAAACACAAAUGAUGCCUCCUUCCAACUGUAGUAAGGUUGAAAACAAGCUUCAACUUAAUUUUCAUCAAAACAAGCCAUCGUCCAACUUUAACCCACAUAUACAUGUACACACUCACCAGACAGGUAACUCUAGUUUCUGUGCAGCUGGUGAGGUGAGUGCAUAGGGAUCAUCUACAAAGUGCUGCACCAAAAAGAGAGAGCCUACUACAAAAAAUAUUAACCUAAAUUACUCUUAUAUAGCAAAGCAGGCCUACAAUCAAAUUCAGUUCAGCCAUCAGGGGCCUCCUGUUGGUUAUAGUAAAGUUUUUGCAUAAUUUUGGGGAAUUUCUAUUGGGGAAAAAUAUUCAAUAACUUCACUUUUACAGUUCAGAGUCACCACAGUCACUUCAAACAUCAAGGGUUUCUUGUAGGUUAUACUACUGAUAACACUAUAAAACUGAUUUUGGAAAGCAACAAAAAUACCUUUUUCAUAAUUUUGGGGAAUUUUAUAGGGAAAAAUAUUCAAUAACUUGACUCCUAUAUCACGUUAUUAGUGAAACACAGGUGAGCCAGUACUAUCAAACUCAGUUGAACUGCACUGGUCUGGUCUUGCCUUGCCUUGGUUUCAACCCCUAAAGUGUUGGUCUUGUCUUGGUCUCAAUAUACUCUGGUCUCGGUCUCGAUGGUCUUGACUACAACACUACAGCAAAGUACACAAAAGUAGUAGUAGUAGUAGUAGUAGUCAGGAAAUGGAAACAGUAGAGAUUUUGAACUAGGCUCAAAGCUGUUUCAUGCUAGAGCUGGUAUUAUGUCACUUUAUUAAAUGUUGCAAUUUUUUGAGUGGCAAAGUAACCAUUUAGAUUGAGAAUAGGUGGUUAGUACAGCCAGGUAAUGCCAGUUUUCUCUGACGUUUUCAGACAUGUGAGUACCUGUCAGCGGACCAAUUAGCAGGCAGCUUCAUCUCUGUCAGAGUAGAGUUGGAUCAACCAAUCGGUCUGCAAUACACGCAGCUUCACACAACACACAAUUGAGAUUUGGGAGGUGUGUGCAUUGAACCGUCUGCAACCAUCAGCAACCUACGUUUACCUGUAAACCCCUUCGCUGCGUAGGUACACAGAUGCCUCCGCAUAGUUGCGGACAAGUCGCUUAAGUCACUGAUGUAGUAUGAAAGAAGACUCAAUGUGCACCCCCAAUCACAUAAGUCAUGCUUUUCACAACCCUUGUUAACAUUUAUAAUAGAGUUUACCUAAACAGACACCUACACACAGACAACAGUUAUCAUACCAUACCAUUUCACACACAGAUUGAGUCCCAAUAAAGAUGUUAAAUUAGGAAACAAUACCAAAUGAUCUAAAUGAAAAAAAUACAAUUAGGUUUAGACUGACAGAAAAGUUUACUCACUAAACUUUGGUUUGGUUAGUGUAUAACUACCAAACGCAGUUAUCCACCACAACAGGUAGAAUUUUUUAUUUUGGCCAAUGAAGCAAGCUGCAGCGCAUAAUAAAAUCUUUAUUCUGUUAGUCAAGCAUGUUUAAGCUUUCACUCUUUCAUGCUAUGUACCAUUCAUGUUUUACUAUUAUGAAUAAUAUAUCAUCAUAUCAUGGAAAAAAGCUUCCAUAUUUUUACUCUAAUUCCAAUUCCACAUCCAGCAGGAACCAUUUUAUAAAACAGACAUGUUUUAAUGUGUAUUUUAAAGCAGACUAACAGAAUAAUUUUAAAACUUCUAUCCUAGCUCUGUCUCCAAAGUAAAGUCUUUACCUCAGAAGUGGUGUUUAAAGCUGUAUAUACCGUUUUGCAAAUAAAUACACUGUCACAUAAUAUUAUCAUAGUCGUUUGCAUGUGAAAAUAAAUGAAGUAACAUAUCUAACUUUAGCAAGAUGGUACACUGGGAUAUGUGGUGGUGGUAACAGAAACAUGGCAUGGGUAUUGUAUGGCUAAAUGAGAAAUGUAUCAGUAAUGCAUUUAUUUGGUUGAUGCACCUUGAAUGUAAAAAAAAAAAAAAAAGAAACAUAUAGAUACUUGAUCACUGUUUUGUGUCCAUUUUACAUGUUACAGCAUGGAAGUUUUGUUAAUCUCUAAAUGUCCUAUGAUGUUUAAACUAUGUUGUGAUAACAGGCCGGUUGUGUCAAAAAUGGUGACGUCUCUAUGAUACCUGUGAUGUCUCAAGCUGGUUACCUGUGUGAUCCAGCUCUUGGAGUGUGGUUAAAAAAAAGCCUGUGUAUAGGUUUGUGUUUAGACCCAUUACUCAAUUAGAUAUUUUUUUAAAUGUUUUUUGUUUAAAAAAAUCUAUAAUUUAUGUUUUCAAACAUCAUAGGUGGAGUAUUGUGCAGUUUCCUAAAAUAUCAAAAACACAUCUUUGUCAUUUUAAUAAAAUAAUAUUCACAAUUAUGUGUUCACCUGUGAUGAUCAAUAAAGCUAAAAUAACUUCACAAUCAUACUAUAAAAUACAAUAAUGAAGUGGUGAUUUAUUGUUGUAUUCAAAUAUUUGACAAAAUCCUUAGAAAUGCAAAUCUGUUGUUUGUUUAGGGAAGUCUAAUUUUGUCAUAUUUCCUAGGACACUGCUGUCUGUGUGUAAUCAUGCAUGUUUAAGUUUGUAUGGUUUGUGUGGUUGGAAUUUACAGGUUAACAUUUGGGGCAAAUUUAAGGCAGUUUUUGCAAGAAAAGUUUCAGUGGUAAUAUGAAGUAUAUAUUUUAUAUACUGCAUUUCUCAAUCAGAAACAAAAAUGAUAAUUCAAGUACUGGCCAUAUAUCAUUGUGCAUCACUGUUUCCCACUAUGAAUUUGCCCUAAAUGGUUGCUCUUGUAUUACUUUAAACAUUAGUGGACACCAAACUAACGCUUGCACUGUGCUGCCUCUGAACAAGCAGCUGUCAUUAUAUUAUGUAUUUUAAAUAAAGAUGAUUUAGGAAAAUA
Molecule: messenger RNA, 6754 nt
Organism: Monopterus albus (swamp eel)
Lineage: Eukaryota; Metazoa; Chordata; Actinopteri; Synbranchiformes; Synbranchidae
Gene: scn2b
Product: sodium channel, voltage-gated, type II, beta
Exons: 6
Coding region: 192-848 (218 amino acids)
Cellular component (GO): plasma membrane
Source: RefSeq, a predicted model, not a curated record